UAUCUGCUGUCGGAUCACAGGUUUGAGUUUGAGUUUGAGGUGGAGAAAUGGUACUUCCCCUGCAUUGUUUUGAACUGAAGCAUAUAAGGAAGGGAAGGAGCUUCAGCAGACACAGCAGAGCUACUGCAGACAAAGGAUGGCUACACGAAUCUGUGCUCCGCGAUGUGCUCCUGUGCCAAAAGCUGAUCCUCCUCAGGUUGCCCCUGAGCCCAAAUUACAUGGACCUUUCCGUCACACCACUCACAGCGUUCUUCAGGUGGUGUUUGAUCCUCAGCCAGAGAACUUCGAUGUGAAGGUGUUUGAUGGUUCUAAUGGCAGUGGCAUCCCAUUUACCAUAAAUAUCACAGACACCACUGACACGCUGAUCAAGAUGUACCAUGAGAAGAAGCCCGAGCUGCAGGGAAAUCUGCACCUUGCCUACAACGGCAAACAAGUUCCAAAGCACAAGAGCAUGAAAGAGCUGGGGGUGAAGCCUGGGGCCAUGUUCAUCACCUACCAGAAAUGCACUGGAGGAUAAGAGAGCAGAUGGCCACCUCUGUCUUUAUUCCUAAAAUAAGCUGAUUUCUUCUCACUUCUCUCUAGAACUUUAUUCUCAGGUCUGCUUUACAGGGAAACAGGAUCAUAUUCCAUCAUCUGAUAAACACAUUACUGCAGAAAUCUCAUAUCUCUCAUCACUCAUCUUCUACCGCUUAUCUGAGAAAUCUCAUAUCAUUCAGUGUAAAUUAAAUUGAAACCAUUUUGUUUAGUUUGCAUCUCUAUGUUCAUCACUUUGUCUUUAAAUGUUUUUUUAAUUUUCAUGUCUUACUGAUUUAUUAUUUGUCCCUUUUUAAAUUUGUCCUUUUUAUCUUUUUUUACAAUUAAAAUAAAUGUUUUAAAGUCUCA
Messenger RNA from Tachysurus vachellii, 882 nucleotides. RefSeq lists its product as uncharacterized. Gene Ontology annotation, molecular function: protein binding. Lineage: Eukaryota; Metazoa; Chordata; Actinopteri; Siluriformes; Bagridae. The coding region runs from base 137 to 517 and encodes 126 amino acids. The record is from RefSeq and is a predicted model, not a curated record. The transcript has 2 exons.